Penaeus vannamei (Pacific white shrimp) is the source of this 3650-nucleotide messenger RNA. Its product is annotated as GTP-binding protein Di-Ras2. Gene Ontology annotation, biological process: signal transduction. NCBI's taxonomy places the organism in Eukaryota, Metazoa, Arthropoda, Malacostraca, Decapoda, Penaeidae. Gene Ontology annotation, molecular function: GTP binding; GDP binding; GTPase activity. Gene Ontology annotation, cellular component: plasma membrane. The record is from RefSeq and is a predicted model, not a curated record.
UUCCCCUUUCCCCUCACGCGCCGUAGCUCCCUCGCCACUCACACGCAAACCUCCUCCUCGCUCGCACGCACGCACUCGCUCUCGCUCCCGACCAUGGUGCGUUCUCAGGCCCCCUCGCUGUCUAGUCAAGGAGCGCUGAGUGUGUAGUAGAAUUCUUUUUUUUUUCAAAUAUCUAUUUUUAUUCUAUAGUGAACUGAGGUAUAGUGAGUGAAGACGGUGUGUCGGGAUCUCUUAGCCGAAGUGGUAGUAUAGUGUCUUUGUGUUUUACUAUCGAGACGCUUAAGUGCUUAAGAGAAUGGUGAUACCGGUUGCAUAUAGUGAAGAUUUGAGAAGAUAUGCGUCGGUGUCCGAGUGAACUGAAGACAGCUUGUUCUAGUGUAGAGUUCAGGGCGUGAGAAGAUGCCGGAACAGAGUAACGACUACCGCGUGGUGGUGUUCGGGGCUGGAGGCGUCGGCAAGUCCUCCUUGGUCCUGCGCUUCGUCAAGGGCACCUUCCGGGAGUCCUACAUACCCACCAUCGAAGACACGUAUCGCCAGGUGAUCAGCUGCAACAAGAACAUCUGCACGCUCCAGAUCACGGACACGACGGGCUCCCACCAGUUCCCGGCCAUGCAGCGGCUCUCCAUCAGCAAAGGACACGCCUUCAUCCUCGUCUACUCCAUCACGAGUCGCCAGAGCCUGGAGGAGCUGAGGCCGAUCUGGGAGGUGAUUCGGGAGAUCAAGGGCAACGAGAUGGAGUUCCCGAUCAUGCUGGUGGGGAACAAGUGCGACGAGAGCGACGCCCGGGAGGUGCAGAGCUCGUACGGGGAGGCGCAGGCGAAGGCGUGGAAGUGCAAUUUCAUGGAGACGUCGGCCAAGACCAACCACAACGUGAAGGAGCUGUUCCAGGAGCUCCUCAACAUGGAGAAGAACAGAAAUAUGUCGCUGCAGCUGGACGGCAAGAAGAACAAGUCGCAAAAGGGCACACGCAAGAUCAAAGAGAAGUGUCUCGUGAUGUGAGGAGUCCGAGGAGGAGUCCCCGUCGGGUGCUCGCUGCGGGGGGGCCGAGGGGGAUGUGGCCUAACUGUGAUGUUCCAAGUUCAGAUUCCACGGACGCUCUACCACGCACCCCCCCUCCCCCGUCGGGCGAAUCUCUGUGAACAUUGCUAUAUUUCGGUGUUAAAGAAAGGUGGAGUUUCGUGUAACGUGUGAAGGUCACAGAUCAGUCUAAUCAUUAGACGUCAACGUGUCAUAAUAUUCUCAGCACAAUUUACAAGGCAAUACUUUAAGAUAAUGAAAAAAAGAGAGUUACUCGACAUAAUAUGUAAUGAUCCGGUUUGAUCGCCCCAAAAAGAGGUGAAAUAUGUUAUGUACCUGUUUUGUUUAUACCAAAGAGCAUGGACUAGUCACAUACACUCAUAUGUGCUGCACAGGGGCCAGUUCCGUCGCGCAUUUCCCAAGCAUGAAGGACUGUACAGUAAUGGUUCCCUUCCGUUGUAAAGACGGCGUUUAGACUAUACUUUAAAAAAUCUUUACUAUACUACAAUGGCAACGAUCCUCGACAAACGUGAUUUUGACACUCUUCGUCCCCCAAUAAAAAAAAUAAAGAGAGUUUCGUGAUAGCUAGACGAUAUUAGGUUAGCUACAAAGUCAGGAUAGUUCACGUUGUUUAUACUUAAUUAUUCAGGUUCCGUGUGACUGUUUCUCCCUUUUAACACAUUCCCCCUUAACCUCCCUUCACCCGAGUCCUCCCUUGCCUCGAUAGAUGAACUCUAGCCACUCCUGACGAGACGUAGCUUCUGACGGACUUCGGGCUGCAACCAUCUUGGCUUCAGUACCGGUACUGUUUCAGCUUGGUUGAUGUGAGUGCCCGCUGGUUUACCCUUGUUCGGAGUGUGGAUAACGACCUUUUCUCCUGUACAUAAAUGAGACAUAAUACACGUACAUCAAUACCUAUAUAUAUGCACACAAACCAUACACAUAUAUAUAUGAUAUAACAUACAUGGAUGUUAACACACCGACACACACUUCAAUAUGUGUAUAAUUUAGCACUAAUUUUAGAUCUUUUAAUAGUAAUAACACAUUGUAUACAGAGUCAAGUGAUCAAGUGAUUUGUAACCAGAAUCAAACAUGAAGCUAUCCAGAUACAAGUCAACAUCACUGUUGUAUAUAUAUAUAUAUAGGUGCUCCUUGUCAUCCGCGCUCGAGACAUUUUAUCACGCCGCAGCACCGCCGCCGUCGCCCUUUCUUCCGCCUGGCGAAUAGCUCCCUCAACACGUAAAAGGGCACACUCACUCAUUCUGUUAUCGCAGAGUUUAAAACGUUGAUGUUUUAUUUGCGUUAUUUGGGUUUUUAGUUCGUUAGUUACAGAAAGAUAUAUGUGUGAAGAAAAAAAAAUAAGACGAUAAUAAUUUAGAAGAAAAAAAAUGUUUUCUUUUGGGGGCGGAGCAUAACAAAGCUUCCUUGUGGAGUGAAGUUCUUCCAUUGUGGACAUCUUUUUGAUGCGAGUGGAUCGUUAUUCAUCUCAUUACUGACGUGACUGUCGAUUAGCGUUAAAUCCACUCUUAGAACACCAAAUACUUCCAGUGUUAAAUUUCUACAACGAUUAGAUAGUCCUGUAACGGCUAACUACUUAUUAGAAAUCACAAGACAGUAACUUGUCUGAUACUCUUAAUGAUAAAUGAUAAUAAUCGAAACAAAAUAUAGGCUAUUCUUUCAAACGACAAGGAAAUCUGUCUUAAUAGUAUUUGAUGAUAGUUGUAUCUGCUCCGCUAAGGCAUUGGGAACAAGUUGUUUCCAAAGGUUAUAUAUAUAUAUGUUUUAUGGGAUACAAAAUUACUUCAAAGGAUAAAUUGUUUGCAAAGGUCAUAUAUAAUCUAUGGAAUACAAAAUGACUUCAAAAGGUUGAUUUUCAAGACAUCACUAUUAUUAAUACUAGAGGUUUUGAGAAGUCAGCCUCAUAGCAUAAGCAUAAGAGUCAAUUUUGCGUGAUACACAUGUCAUACAGUUUCCGUCAACAUGGUCAAUCUGUAUGUUGAGAAAGAGACUUCUUAAAGAUAGGAAUAUUGGUCUGAACAAUUUGGCAUCAGUGGACUUUGUAUUGGUGUAAAUCGGUACAGUAUACUAAAGCAAGGCAGAUAUGUAUAUUGUGUAUAUAUAUGUAUCUGUGUGGUGUAACACACAGGUUAGUUCCUCAGUGACACUAAAAUGUUUCAUGUUUGAUCUUUCUUCAUAACCGUAAUGGUUUUUUAAUAGCUUAUAUUCUCCAUUGCACUCAUGUGAUAACACUUUGUGGGAAAAAAAAAAUGUUAUUUGGCACGAAAAUUGUCGUUAAAAAGAAAAAAAUGUUUUGGAAUUCUUGAAUCAUAAUAACUUGAGAAGUGUUUGUUGUGGUUUAACUACAGAAGGUGUUUAUUUCAGUUUUUUGUAGACUUCACUGCAUAAUAAUCAUCAGGGCCUUAUCAUUGUGUUAGAUAUUGUAGAAAAGAAUAACAAAAUACAGAACAUGAAAGUGACAUCUUGUACUAUUGCUUAAAAGUGUAUUUCAACUUUCAUUUUUCUCUUUUUUAUUUGUGAAAAAAAUGUAGUGAUACAUACCUACUUAAUACCUGUUUUCUUAAUUAUUAUUAGAGUUGUACGCUAUAUUUGGUAUAUGAUAUUUUUGACAAAAA